ACGUUAGCUUGGUGAGGAAAUUCAAAAGUGGAAUAUUCAAAAGAACCGCUCGUUGUGAUGGUUGCAUUCUAUCCGGACGUUCCAGGUGAAUCAAAGGACUAAAUCGUUAGGGCUAUCAAAUGCAUCAUUCACCCGCAAAAUAUCACACGGUUCCACACCUUGAAGUUCCAUUUGGCACUCCUCUCCAACGGACAGAAAGGACAGUUCAUGAUCUGGUUAUAGUCCCACCGUCCAAAAUGAUUGCACUAUCAGACAGAAGAACUAGACAGCAGGGUCCCUUGGUGAUGAAUUCAACAGCCCAGCAUGCAUUGAACAGCACACCAGCCAUCCCAUGUGAGCUCAGCAGCAUAAACAUGACAGAGUACCAAGAAGCAUCAGUCCUGGCACCAAAACGGGAUACCGAUACCCCAGCAAAGGUUUUUGCCAGGUUGAAAGCGAAAGUUCAACGGCAAAACCUUAAGAAGCACAGGGAAGACCCACGGUAUUUUAUAAAUGGACACAUGGGGAAGAGAGAUGCAUGCCCAAAGGUGCUGCAGUCACACACUGAUGAUAACAUGCAGGAAGGCCAAGAAACGUGUGUGUUGACACUGUCACCUCCUAAGUCCCCAAAAACAUCUCAUGUGGGAGAUCUGCCACCAGCUUCAAAUCCUGCCAAAAUUAUUGAUGGAGGGCCAGCAAGCAAAUUUGACACUGAUUCAUUUUAUGAGCCAGUUAUUUUGCUGGAGCGGAUGCACCCCGAAGACUUGCUUGCACAAAUUAAAGCACGGCAGAAGAGGUGGCAGGUGAAUCCUGUCAGUAAUUCCAAUGAUAUGACCACAGAUCCUUAUGUUUUGCUGGAGCGCUUACCUUCUAUAGAGACUCUCACUCAACUUGAACAGUCAAAACAGACGCAAGUAAUGCAUUGUGUCAGCAAUUCACAGCAUGUUCGAACCAGAGGUCAUUGUGGUGUGUUUGGUGAUAUGAGCAGAAAAGAUUAUUUUGAAGGUGGAGCUGAUGAGGAGCCUUGCGGUGUGGAUGUGAGUUUGGGUGUGCCUGCUCACAGCCAAGCAGUGCAACAAAGGCCAGAGCAUGCAGCCAACAACCAUCAAGAAGCCUUAGAACAGCCCCUUCAAGCUCUGCGUGUGUUGGAGGAUUCUCUCCUGCAGCUAUCUCCUCGCAUCUCAAUCCCUCAAAAGCAAAUAGCAGUGUUUAAGUCCAAGCAGCAGACUAAAGAAAUGGAUGAAGCUCAGAAUGGAAGGACCCGUGUGAAUGGGAUUCAUUUAAAAGAUUGGGUCUUGAAGCUACAGAUCAGAGAACUUGUGGUUGAUGGCAUUCGUUUAGACAACAGUGUACCUUGGCACAGUAGCUGCAUUACUGAACGAGUUUCAAGUAAUCAAGUUAAGACUGCGAGUGGUAGGACCUAUGUUCUUGUUGGAAAGAUGUCACACUUCCACAAUUCAGCAUUUCCUUCAUGGUUUUUGAAGAAGUUCAUUUUUGGAUUUCCAAAAAUGUGGAAGGAGUACCUGGAUACAUUUUUGGCUGACAGUGGAAGAUCUGAAAAGAGCAGAAAAAAUAACAACUCUGCACCUUGUCAACUGCAAAAAAAAAGGCCAGUGAAAAAACAGAUUUCUAAACAUCUUAAGGACACUGUAAUCUCUUCUGUUAACUUGACUGGCAAUAUCCAGCCUCAGAGUACUCCAGUUUCCCGCAGUGGCCGACUUAUCAAGCCUCCUCUGGAGUACUGGAGAGGAGGAAGAAUCACAAUAGACUCAGAUAUGAAUGUUACUGUUCAUAAGGAUUAUGCAUCAAACUCCAUUUUAAUCACGCCUAGAGCAGAACCAGUGGUAAUUGUAAAACCACAACUUCCAAAAGACCAACCAGGUGUGUCCAAAGGAAUGCAGAAUGUCAGUGAUGACGACAUGUUGGCACCAAGGAGACGUGUCAAACAGUAUAAGAUGUCUAAUAGAAGGCUUCAGGGAACUGAAGUCUCAGACACUGCUCCUCAGAAUAAAUCCCAGCCCAUUGCUUCCAGCUCAGACUCUGACCAUGCCGCUACACAGGCUCGCACUCAACAGACACAAUCUGAGGGAAUGUGCUUGAGGAGAGAUCGGUCAUAUUCCACAGUGAGAACCUUACGUGACUCAGACUCCGAGGUCACCACAUUCGCUACGGAUGCUUGUGCAUCGAACACUGUGGUUUGCCCAGAAAAUACUGUGUCUGCACUACAGGGCCCUCUGAGCAGCCGCAGAACCAGGCACAAGCAGAAGCCCUCCAUGAGAGUAAAUCGGAAUGAGCAACUUUCUGCUUCAUGUUCUGACACUAACGCCAGUUGUCCACGUACGCGUUCUAGGGUCCAGAACAGUACAGAUUCAAAUGACUUAUUUACAUCUCCAGAACCUCUGGUGGGACACAAAAGACGAGGCUCAGCGGACCCCAGACAUAAACAAAUUCCUCCUGAAAUUGCUACUUCAGAGACAGAGGAAUCUGAUUAUCAAUCAGAACAAGAUAAAUCACAAUAUUUAGACAAAAAUACUAGGAAGCGAAGAAAGAUUCCAGGGAAAAAUGAGAAUUACUCUUUGAAUGUAGAUAGUGUUGAGAGCACUCUGUCAGAACUGGUGGAAGGAGAGAAAAGCAAGAUGACACAAUUUGUGCACAAAAAGACAAGAUGGAGGACAAAUUCACUAGAUUCUGCAAAGAAUGGAACAAUAACAGACAACAGAAAUCCUCAACAGUCAAAAGAGGUGGAUUAUCUACGGUUUUCUGAGACGGGCGCUUGUUUACAUAUAAAGAAAGAUAAAAAGACUUGCAGAAAAAUAAAUGCUUCACAGAAAAAUAAAAAUUGUCUCGUGAAUAUAGAAAAAGUUGAAAAUUCUCAUUCAAAGCCAACAAGAAAAGAGAAAAGCAAGAUGACGAAACCUGUGCUGAGGAAGACGAGACAAAGGAAAGUUUCAGUAGUUUCUGAAAGGGUAACCAAUGACCUGGAUUCCCUCAGUCACACAGAGACUGGGCGACCAACAGAGGUGGAUGAUGUUACAUCUGCUGUCCUAGAAAACUGUGGCAAGAUACAAAAGGCAAUGGUGAAAGGCAAAGCUAGCAAUAAGCAAACUGAAAAAAGCUGUGAAAGUGAACAAGAUGCAGAAAAUGGAAAUUGGACAGACAAAGAACUGCAAAAGCUUAAUGAGGCUGUGAACUCAUUACCUAAGCACAAGAGUGGCUACUGGUUAAACGUUGCCUUGGUAGUGGGUACCCGCUCUGCCGAGGAGUGUCAGCAGCAGUACUCUACAUGUUACCAAAGCCGUGCAAGACCCAAAGGAAAACCAAAUCAGAAGCCUGCAAAACCAGAUGAACCCAGAAAGGAAACGGCACAGAUUACUGCAAAAGUUGGAACCCUGAAGAGGAAGAAACAGAUGUGGGAGUUCUUGGAUCACAUGCCCAAAGAAAACCAUGAUGACAUUUUCACUGCUUCACCAAUGCACAACAAACAAAUCAAGUUGCCUGUAUGGUCUACUAAUGGAGACGAACCAGACUUCAGCCAGCUCCAAAACCCACAGACCCCCACCUCGAGCAUCUUUGCUUCAGUAAAAACUCCUCAGUGUUUGCACAUAACACCAGGAAUGAUGGGCCCAAUUAACAGGAACAACAAUGAUAAGUAUAUUUACCAACUACAAAAGGUAAAAAAACAAGGCAAAUAUGGCAGAAAAGCCAGCCCAAAGGAAAGGUUCACACCAGUUCCAUCAGUGAGGAAAACCAAGAAGAGAUGUGUUGCGGAAGAUGAUGACUUUGUUGUGUGGAACAUGCUGUCGGACAAAGAUGCUCCAUUUACAAGAGUUGAAGAUGAGGAAGAAGAUGAUUAUUUCAUGGAGGAAUGCUGAAUUUUUGAGAUAUUUAUAUAUGGUUUACUUGUUGGCCACUUGACUUUGGUCAAGUUUUCAAUAGUUAAAUCAGUACACCAAGGGGACAAUUUUUUUUAUAUAUAUAUAUAUAUUCCCCUACCCCCCAGUACUUGUAAAGCAAACUAAGAUAUUUUUUUUUUCCCCCUCUUCUUGUGGUUAUGUGCUGGGAAGGUUCUGUGGUGUUCUUACUCCUUAAUCAUAUGAAAAUUAUAAUGCAACUGUUAAUUGCCAAAUUAUCUUAAUCUGACCCUCUGUAAACAAUUACACAUGUAAAUAUUUAUGUUUACUGAAACAAUUUUAAAGUCUUCUGUGUUUUAGAAAGGUGAAAACAUUUGACAUGAACUGAUCUGGUAGAAUUUCAGUUUAUAGAUACUCUAAAUUCAUAUUUUUAACAUUGUCAGAAAAGGUAUUUGAAAAUUAUCUUUCUUUGGAUAUAAUGUUAAUAAAAAUAAAUGAGGAAAUUGGAAUAAAAACUGGAAUUGAACUCA
This is a messenger RNA of Electrophorus electricus (electric eel), 4360 nucleotides long. RefSeq names its product MIS18 binding protein 1 (gene mis18bp1). NCBI's taxonomy places the organism in Eukaryota, Metazoa, Chordata, Actinopteri, Gymnotiformes, Gymnotidae. Gene Ontology annotation, cellular component: chromosome, centromeric region. The record is from RefSeq and is a predicted model, not a curated record.